Trachemys scripta elegans is the source of this 7677-nucleotide messenger RNA. RefSeq names its product S100P binding protein (gene S100PBP). The transcript is spliced from 7 exons. Gene Ontology annotation, cellular component: nucleus; cytosol. Gene Ontology annotation, molecular function: calcium-dependent protein binding. Bases 1732 to 3444 code for a protein of 570 amino acids. NCBI's taxonomy places the organism in Eukaryota, Metazoa, Chordata, Testudines, Emydidae. The record is from RefSeq and is a predicted model, not a curated record.
UAAGGACAUUGUAGAGCUGUGCAGAGAGAGGGGCCAGGCAGCUGGAAGUGAGUUCCUCUGGGCUGGCUUGGGGCACAGGGGGAGGGCCAGAGCCCUGGCUCUGGGCUCCCCUCCCCCCAAGAUGGACUUGGCUGAAUGUCACUGAUUUCUGUGCUAACAAGUUCUGUUCUACACUGUGUUCCUGUCGACUAAUAAGCCUUCUGUUUUACCUACUGAGAGUCACGACUGACUGCGGAGUUGAGGUGCUGGGCCCUCUGGCUUCCUGCAGGAGUGGGCUGUGACCGGGGGGCCCCGACCCCAGCUGGCCGUCCCAGGUGGGAUGUGAUGAGGGUUCCCGAUCACAACUGCCCCCUCCAGAUGGGCUGUAAUGGGGGAGAAGGGGGUCCUGACCCCUUGUCCCCUACUGAGGUGAACUUUGGGUGGGAGGUGCAGCCAAGAAUAAUACAUAUUAAGUAUAUUUAAGUUAUAGACUGAAAUAUAAAUAUUAAUUAAUGUUGGGUCACGGGGCCUACAAGUUGAGGCCUGUCACGUUUUCUUAGCCAUAUUAGUCCUCAGGCCUUAGGAGGGUUGGCGUAAGUAGGUGACCCAGGAAUAACCCUGUACCAGUGAAAUUACAAGGUUACUGUAAAGAAUGUGCCAGUGGUGGGUGAUAGGGAAAAUAUACCACAGUGUACUUGUCUAGACCGUGAGGCACCCAAUUGUAACAUCAUGAGAAAUUCUGCAGGUUACCAUGGGAACUAGUUUACAGAGAUGCAUAAUGAGAGUAAGGGGAACUAAGGGAUACCCAAUGAGAAAUGAGGUGCCCCUAAAUUAGUGGAAUGUGGAAGUAUGGAUGAGGAAAAAGGGGUUGGAACCCUUAUGCAUAUGUAUGAGCCUUCAUGUGUGUAAGCAUAAAAGGUGAGCCAAAGAAGUGGCGAGACGCUAGGAUGGCAACCACUGGUGGUGGUGGUAGUAGUUGCUAGUCAUAGGGCUAAACACUUCACACUUUUUCUCUGUCAGUUGUAUUUUAGUGUUUGUGGGAUUGUUCAUUUGCUUAGUGGACUUGUUAAUGAAGGGACUUGUAAUAAAUUGCAGUUGUUUCUUAUGUGCUUCUAGCAUCGUUUAUUCUAAUGAUACUCAUGAUAAUAUUCCUGAUGCUGUAGCCCUCAGGAGACCAAACCUUCAUUGACCAUUGUGGUCUAAGUGAUUGAUUAAUAUAAAUUGAUUAACCACCAAUCCAUUAAUAAGGCUACAAGAUGCCCUGCGCACUCCCCAGUCAGAUCCCAUCUCUAAAGGCUCUGACUGGGGCGGUACUGCCUCCUGGUACUCCCUCUCCCUUCCUGAUUGCCCCCAAAUGCCCAUUCCUUUAGGGUCUGGCUUGAAGGAAGACUCCUCUCCCUCUACCUUGUAAGUGGGGAGUUGCCCGUCACAGCAGAGAUUGCCUGUGAGGAUGGGAAGCACUGCCCACCUAAGUAGGCAACAUUGUCUACCAUCCAUCUUGGGCAUUGAGAAACCUGGACCAUCAGACUCAUUUGGCAUGCCAGAGGCAGGGCUGGUCCUUUGUCUUUCACCACCAGGUCUUAAGGAAGGGUGCAAGUGGGAUCCAUCCUGUGACUGACUGACACUUUCUGGAAGAGUGAAGCACGUUAUAGGCUGAUUAGAGGCUCAGCAAACACUGGUACCUGUUCUGCCCUGGCUUCUAGUGGCCAAGCAGAAGCAGUGAGGUCACUUAAUAUAGAGACCAACGGCAUCAUGGAAGACAGCUCUCCGCAUUCCUUUGGGCUUGGUGUAUAUCAUAAUCAUAAAGUGACUCUUGUUAACGAUACAAUCCCCAGGACUAAAAGGCCCUUAGUCUUGCUGGAGGAGGAUGAGCCCCUGCAAUCAGAUGCUAAGAAACGGCGCCACUUGAGUCAUUAUUGUAGCACUCCAUGUCCAUCCAAGAAACUAUCACUGUGCUCCCCAGACUCUGCCUGCUUCCUGGGCUCCUCUGGUUGUCUGGAUGAUACUGAGCUGGAGAACAUUGUCAUCCGAGUUAGUCUUCCAGAAGACCGUGUGGUAGCCCUUUCUGUGAAUACAGCCCGAUGUUUUGAUGAUAGUGAGCCCGAUGACUCUUUGCUGGAACCCUCAGAUGAUGAACAAGGGAACUCUCCCUUCAAUUACACUGAGGAAGAGUGUAGGGAAAUGUUAGCAGAUGAUUGCUUAGGAGAUGACCAGAACUCCACUGGAGAGAGUGCUUUAUUGAAUCAAGAUGUAUGGGGACAAAGUGAGAAGGAAGUGGGUAGCAACUGUAAUUUGGCAUCAGUCCCCCCGGAAGGCACAGAGACCUCAUUCAGGACCAUAGAUGAGUUAGUAAGUAACGAGUCUCUAUCUCAGACUGGCUCUUCAGUUAAUCCUGGAUAUUUUCAAAUUCUUGAGGAUGAAACAGCUAAUUCUGAGGGGGAAAAAUGCUUGAAUGUGGACUGCUUGAAAUCAAAUCAAGUCACUUGUACAUUUGACUGUGAUCUUCAGGGGCCUCUAAAUCUUUCCCCAACUGAUGCAGAUUCAGUAGAUCCGCCAAAAGGGAAUGAUGUCUUGGAGGAAACUGGUGAAAAAGCUUCACAAGUAAUAAGAGAUGACCAUCUACAAAAUGCAAGCAAACAAAGUAUAGAGUAUGAUGAAAUCAGUUCUAAUAGCUUGGUUGUUGAAGAGUCCCUUGAGUGCCUGGCUUCUAAAGAGCACCACAGUGGGGGCCUGGAUAGUGUGGAAAAGCUGCCAUCAGAAAUCAAAGAAUCAUCUCCCUUCUCUGAUGCACACAUUAAAACUUCUACGUACUCUCCUGACCCUGCCUGUGGUCAAAGUAAGGACAAAGUGGAGAAUCCAGCACCUGUUCUGCUACUGCAUUCGGAAACCUCUAAUGUCGUCUUAAAUCAGGACCCUUCCAGAGGAACAGACAGUGGAUUAUCAGGGACCUUUGGCUCCCAAAAGGAAGAUUUGAGCCAGCAAUCCACAUCUGUUGAAGAAUCGUCAGACAAUCUUAAAUUAAACUCUGUAGUGUUAGACCAGAACUGUGGGGAAGACCGUACCUGUGGGAAGAAGCUAGGCAAAGUCAUUCCUGUGCCACAGGUGGAAGAAAGACCAAAACAACGGAUAUGCAUUUCUGAAGCAGAACUUGAGCAAAAGAAGCAUAUUUAUAUCCAAUGUGUGCGUGCCCAUGUAAAGAAUUCCACGGAUCCUACACCAGAUGCAUUAAAUGAGUUGUACGCUCUGAUGAAUAAGGUUGCCAGCAGGGAGUACCGAACCCAGGACCGCAGAUGGCAACAUCCAUCAGACCUCACCAUGAGAAAAUACCCAAGGUUCUCCAAGAAACCCACCCAAAAGUGCAGCCUUAAGCAAUGGGUGAGCCGGAACUUGGCCCACCACCGUCGCUUCCGGGACAUUCCUGACCACUUCCAGCGUAGCUCUGUCACAGCAUCCUCCAAUGUCUGAGCCACUCGUUACUGAGGGAGUGUGCUCUGUUUUUUCUCCAUUUAAAGUUAGUUUUUAAUUGUCCUGUAGCUUAGCUGUUUGUCUCUUGAUUGUUUGAUCUAUGGAUUGUUCUGUUUUUUAAUAAGGCCAGUUUGAGGAUUUUGCGUGUCUUUAUUUUGGAGACCUUCAGAACCUCCUUUUAAAUACAGGUUAAAUAUGUGAUCUGUUCGGUACAGGUAACUCUUUGUAGCAUUUCUUAUCAGUAUUUUCCUUUGAAACAAAAGCAAGCUUUCCAGAGAGCAGCUGACAAGCAAAGGUAUCCCCACUCUUCAAAAGGAAGUCACGCCUAACAAGAAAUCUAAUGGAUAUACUGUUCAGUUACGGGAGCUGGAUGAUGCAAUUUAGAAUGGAAAUCUUUUUGCCAGAGCCUGAGCUCAGAACAAAGCUUUUAAGUUUUUUUUAGAGCAACUGCUAGGUUCCCUUUGGACACCAUUCAUGUUGGAAUCACCUGUGUGGUCGGUGUCCUUUUUAUGAAGGUUGACAAAGGCAGUGUUCUGGGUUGACACAUCAAGUUGGCAUAAAUUAAGAGGCAAUUGGAGAACAGCCUGUUUUUCCCCAUUCCUCAAAUUUACGUGCCUCCCUUGUUUGUCAUCUUCAGUUAUAGCUUUUCUUUGUAAAACGUUACAUGUAGAUUUGCACUUUGUUGAUAGUGUUUAUAAAUAAUUUGCACUUUCUAAAUGUCUCUUGUUUUUGAUGCUACCCUGUGUGUGUGUGUGUGUGUGUGUGUGUGUGUGUGAGCAGACCCUUUCCUGUCCCCUGCCCUUUCUUGCAAUGUAGUUUCCUACCCAUGUUUUAGGAAUAACAGCAACUGUAACUAAAUGAGCCAACGUGCUCUAGUUGGAGAGCUGGUCUGAUGCUCUGAAGUGAAGACAGUAGAGAGAUCGGAACCAACAGCAAGGAGAGAACUUGUAGCUUCCGCCAUAUAUUGAAUAGCAGCCUUGAUGUGAAUGCUUCUUUAGUCACUUACCUAUUUUCUGGUGAGUCCACAUUGGCUCUUCUGCUGCCCACGGCCUUUCUUGGACCCCAUCAACAGUUAAGUGGGUGUGUUCUGGUCUCGUGUCCCCUUACGAUAAACAAAUCCUUCAAGGAGGCUUUUUAUUUUUUUUUAAAGGGCAAGUUAACCAAGAUAGCCUGGGUCACUGCCGUGAAGAAAGCUGAAGCUUUCAUGACCACCCUAUCUAGCAAGUGCCAGAACAAAAGGGCUGCUGGACUGGCACCUCCCUUCCUUGUAGGAUGAGGCGAAGUGAAUGAUUAACAACAGCCUCCUUACCUGCUCUUGGCUCAUCAGUUAUCUCAGUGUAAAUAACAGAUUUGCUUAUUGCUUUGCAUGGUGUAGUUCUAACCUAGUCCCUGGGGCAGAACACCACCACGUUGUAAAAUCGACAAGUGAAAAAUGAAGAUCAUUUAUUGAACUGAGUACAUUUUAUUAUUUCCAUCUAGGUAUUUAUAGAAAUUUAAAGUGACACGCAUCUCAUACAAACUACUUCAGGGACUUUAAAAAGCUUAACAAACAAAUGUGGAGCAGCUGGCAGAGCAGCUCUCUGUGCCUCAGGAGUAGGACUUCGUAUUGCCUUAUUUGUUGUCUCUGUAUGGUAUACGGGGACUAAGGAGGGGCCCGGGCUUAGCUAGCAUCACUUAUCGCCCUUCCUCCACAAAAGACCUGUCGUGUAGUAGCUGUGGAUUGAGGAAUGGGACUUAUUCCAUAAUUUGUCAGUUGUGUGGUAGUAAGUACAUCCAUAGGAAUCCCAUUGUCACUAGGCACAUCCCAUAGUUCUCUGUAGCUUUGGCAGCUUAACUAGGAGGAGGAGGAAAAGUAGUUCCCUUGUAGCUAAAAUCAACUUCCCUGAGAAGGAGCAACUCAACCACUGCAAUGUUAGAUUCUCUCAGUGGACUCUCUAGCCUCAAACACAUACUCAGACUGCCUUUAAACCUCCACCUAUGCUUGCUCUUCUUGUUCUUGCUAGUUACUUACCCCUCUAAACAAAAACUUGACUGUUGUGCGAGUGGGUGGGGAGACCAUCCUUUUAUAAAAACUCCUAAUGGAAGAGAUCACCUCAAAUAUGCAAGAGUACACUUCUGUUCCACAUCCCUUAACCAAUGUUUGUCCAGCCAUGAGUGUUUGCUUCAGGCAGGUUUUCUUUCUUUUAGUUACAUGGAAGAUGCUGAAUGAAAACUAGAAUUUAUGAAUACAUUUUAAAUGAGAAAGUAUCAGUGUAGUCCAUGGUAGCUUUGUGUGUUACAGUAGUUCUUUUCUACUGUAUUAAAAGACCAUUAAGCACGGGCUGUAUAACUGUUUCACCUAAAUGAUCUAUGUAAAGCAUUUACAAAGCAAUCCAUCAACAAUGGGUGACAAAAUGUUUCUUGAGUACAGUACAUGGAGUAAUAGCAACAUGGAGUCAACUUCACGCCCUGAUUUUCUCUGGCAGCUGACAGGAAAAAUGACAAGAGCGAAGCAUUGAACAAGUCAGAACCAUUUGGCAAAUCUCACAAGGGCUCUCCCCUUUUUAUCAGAUUUUCUCGUGGCAGCUUUGGCUAAUGUAAUUUUAAAAAAUAGCCCUGUGCCCAGGUUUUCUUUUUCAGUGUCUCUCUCUGUGUUCAUGUACUAUAUUUUACCCUUGUGUUGCACCUUUCAAUUUUGGAUCUCUAGGAGCUUAACAGUGUACUCACCUUAGUAAUCAUUGUUUUAUAAGUGCAGUGACUGUGGCACAGAGAGGUUAAGUCACACCGUGAGUCAACGGUGGAGCUCGGAAUGGGACCUAGGGUUGCCUGACUCCUAGCCCCCUGCUCUAACUUCUAUAUACUGCAUUUGUUAAUGAAAGAGAACAUUUUGCCUGCCACCGUGGAUCCCAGGAAGGCUAUUCUAAGGGUAUGUCAAUUUGCCACUAGUCUGUAAAUGCUGAGGUGGGAGUGUGCCCAAUUUUUAAGGCUAUGUCAACCGCUGAAACACGCAUCUUUUAGAAAACCUCUCCAAUCAGAAGUAUCCCAAAACCAAAAUAGCAUCUCUUGUGAUUUUAGCACUCUAAAUCCUACUUGUUGGGAGCCUUGCAUAGACUGGGGAAGUAAUAUCACUUGGCAGCUACUGAUUGGGGAGGCAAGAUUGUUAGCACCAUUCUUACAGUGGCCAUUGUCUUGUAAGCCGGUGAGUCCCAGGUAUUUAUUUGGCUGUGCAUCUCGAAAGGGAGUUAUUUAUGCGUGGUCCUAAAAGACAUCCCUGUGCUGAGGAUUUUGUCGCUAAAGCCUACCUGUUCCUAUUACUUGUAUAAUAAAGAAGGGGCAGGGGCUCUCGGAUUAAUCUUUUUCUAGGGUGUUUGGAAAAGAAAGCAAGAGGAAGUAGUGUCCAUAGUAAUACGAGUUAAAUUGCAGAGCGCAUUCCCUUUGCAAAGGCACAUCAGCUAAUACUACUUCCCCCAAAAGGCUAAGAAGUAGCGUUUGGUUAGCUGAUGUUGUUGGAGUCAGGCUGAGACUGGCACAGCUGGGAUGCUUCCGCCCCAUCUCAACAAGUGAUUGAUAGUCACUAACAAUCAGCCAUGGCACUUCAGAGCUGGGGCAGGGGGUGGGAAGGACACAAGCCGUUCUGUUAGACAGUGGAUGAUUAGAUGCUGUGCUCCUUUAUGCAUAAAGAUUUCCAAAAAGAUUUUUCAUGCCAGCCCUCUUAGGUUUCAUGUUUCUCUUGUAAAGCAGCUAUUAAACUAUACACAGCAGUCAGGAGACUAUUUAUAUUAGCCUUUUCUUAAAGCAGUGAUUCUAUUACCAGUUAGCCAUGCAGAGAACAUGAAAUGGCUCUGAACAAGAAACACACUGCAAGGUCUUUCACUUGAGAAGAUGGUGGUGUCUGUACAGUAUGUGCUGUGUCUAGGGCUGGCUCUGCUGGGCUGGAGAAGAGUAGGUGGAUGUGGGGACUUCCUUCCGAAUCUGUGUUUUGUGAUCUUAAUGUUUCUCCCCCAUGCACUGGAGCUGCCACAGGGCAGCUUUGCAUUUUCUAGACUCCAGGUUCACAGACAGUCUUAUUGCUAAAGAUUUCAUUCUUCAACAUAACUGUACAUACUGUACCUCAGAGGUGCUGCAAGGGCAGAAAAAGAGAGAGAUUGUAUAUGUAAUGCUCAUGGCAGGACAAAUUACAUAUUCACUUCUGGAAUAUAGGUAGGGACCUUAUUACUGUCUAUUUCCACUGUGGUAGUGCCCAGUCGCCUCGAU